UUAGUGAGCUUCGUUGGAAUGCAGCCCAACCUUGCAGGUAAAACUCGAUACGCAUCCAUGUGGAAAGGAUGUCUGACACUUUUUACUGGAAGGGAUGGUGAACUUCAAAAAAUUGGAGAAUUUUGUAUGGUUUAUUCAGAAGUGCCAAAUUUCAGUGAGCCCAACCCAGAUUAUCGAGGACCGAAGAACAAAGGGGCACACAAUGAACAGAAGAGUAAUUCCAUGAAUAGCAAUAUAGGUACAGGUACAUUUGGAUCAGUGGGAAAUAGCCUUCAAACUGGCCCUGAAUCAAGGGGAUACCAACUUUCAUAUGCUGGUAGAAGCAAUGUCCGGGGACCUAUCAAUACACAGCUACCAGGAACUGCUAAUAAUCAAACAGUCAUGACCACAAUAAGUAAUGGCAGGGACCCUCAGAGGGCCUUUAAAAGAUGGCCUAUGCCAAAUAGUCACAUGUAG
Messenger RNA from Ictidomys tridecemlineatus (thirteen-lined ground squirrel), 456 nucleotides. Its product is annotated as SOSS complex subunit B2. Gene Ontology annotation, biological process: response to ionizing radiation; mitotic G2/M transition checkpoint; double-strand break repair via homologous recombination. The record is from RefSeq and is a predicted model, not a curated record. Gene Ontology annotation, cellular component: SOSS complex. Gene Ontology annotation, molecular function: DNA binding. NCBI's taxonomy places the organism in Eukaryota, Metazoa, Chordata, Mammalia, Rodentia, Sciuridae.